UCCAAGCGAGCUCGGUUGAGAGGAACCAAGACAAGUUGAGCACCGGUGACCGCACCCAAGAAACCCAGGCCACUCUCUAUCCCCUGUCCCCUGCGCGGCUUUUAUUCUGUGGAAUCUGCACUGAUUCCCCCCAACCAUGAUUGCGCCAGAGGGGCUCGAUCAAAUACCACGCCAGCCGUCGGAUCAACUCACGGAGGCGCCACUGCGAGCGCGAAGCCCCUCGCUGCUGCCCGGGAUCGGGUUCGCCGCCGUGGGUGCGGCGGCAGGGAUGGGGGAAGGAGGAGGGCGGGAAGGGGAUUGGGAGUGCGGGGGUUGCCGGAACCGCAACUACGCGUUCCGGUCCCUGUGCAACCGGUGCAAGCAGCCCCGCCUUUUGGUGGACACCAAGACCCCUGCCGACUCCAAGUGGCUCCCCCGCAUCGGUGACUGGAUCUGCACCGGUUGCAGUAACAACAAUUAUGCAUCCAGAGAAAAGUGUAAGAAGUGCGGCCAGUCAAAGGAGGAAGGGGCAUUGCCAGCAAUUGCAAUGCCUGGAGUAUCUAUGCCAACUUAUGCACAAUAUUUUGCCAUGAUUCAUGGACUACCUGGAUCAAAGAUGAAUUUUGGGAUAACAGGGAAUCCUGCUAUUCAUCCACUUCCCCCAAGUUCUGAUUGGUCAUACAGGGGACCUGAUAGAUAUAGGCUUCAGCCUGCUUCCAGCUGGUCCUUAAGUGGUAGCAGUGGAAGUGAAUACUCACAUGCAAGUAACAGAAAUCAGCUUCCUGUGGCCCCAAAAGGAUGGCGCAAUGGUGAUUGGAUAUGCAACUGUGGCUUUCACAACUACUCAUCCCGUACACAGUGUAAGAAAUGCAAUGCACCUGCAUUGUCUGGUGUUACUUCUUCAGCACUGAGUUCAGCAGUUUCAGAUACAUUUCCAGCUUUGAGAACAAAACGAUUGGCAUCGGAAGAGCUUGUUACUGACUGGAAUAAUAAAAGGCUGAAUGCAGGAGAUAUAAAUAGUCAAUUUCUGACAAGUGGACAGCAGCAGUCAUAUCAGGGUUUCGAGCAACCAGUAGGAUCCAGUUAUGAUCAAACAUUUGGGAUGUAUGCUAAAUAUUCCUGUGGGAAAUUGUUGCCAACACCAACAAUGCAAGUAAAUAUGCAGCCUGCACAACAGAGAGCAGUGCCUAUGCUUUUAGGAAAAGGUGCAAAACAAUGGCGUGAAGGGGAUUGGAUGUGCUGUAACUGCAAUAAUCAUAAUUUUGCAUCUCGUUCUUAUUGCAAUAGAUGUAAAGUUCAGAAAGACGUUGCUUUGCAUUCUGGAAGUGUUGGGUAGCAUAUCUCCUUUGUUCCUAGACAUGGCUGAUUGGUCUUAGAGCCUAAUUGAAGGCUGGUCUCAGAACCUACACUUGAUGAGAAGAAAACCAUCAGACGAGAAGUGGGUUUUUUCUAGUGCUGAAUAAAGAUUCACUAGUGUGCUUAGUUUUGUUUAUAUUCUUAUAGUACAAAUUCAUUGGUAAUGUGCCUUCUCCUGGAUGAUUGCAAACAAAUAUGUACUCAUAAGACACUAAUAUUUGAGUUCUUAACUGAAGAUGUAACAGGGAUGUAAUUAUGAAGAUUAUGCUGCGUGUCUGUUAGUUUUACAGAGUAUAUGCAACUGGCUCUAACCAAAUUGUUUAGGUGAAGCUUUAUCUGCAGGCCUUCUUUUAC
Elaeis guineensis (African oil palm) is the source of this 1689-nucleotide messenger RNA. RefSeq lists its product as uncharacterized. The record is from RefSeq and is a predicted model, not a curated record. NCBI's taxonomy places the organism in Eukaryota, Viridiplantae, Streptophyta, Magnoliopsida, Arecales, Arecaceae. Gene Ontology annotation, molecular function: RNA binding. Gene Ontology annotation, biological process: regulation of DNA-templated transcription.